This is a messenger RNA of Anoplophora glabripennis (Asian longhorned beetle), 1152 nucleotides long. Its product is annotated as annexin B11. NCBI's taxonomy places the organism in Eukaryota, Metazoa, Arthropoda, Insecta, Coleoptera, Cerambycidae. The transcript is spliced from 6 exons. Bases 85 to 1035 code for a protein of 316 amino acids. Gene Ontology annotation, molecular function: calcium ion binding; calcium-dependent phospholipid binding. Gene Ontology annotation, cellular component: cytoplasm. The record is from RefSeq and is a predicted model, not a curated record.
AUUUAGAAUUAGUCAGUCUAAAGCCGGCUCGUUGUUGAGUAACACGUACGUCAGCAGGAAUAACCUCAGUUAUCAUUUUUCGCCAUGGGAAAAUCGCCAACAGUUCGUCCUUACGAAAACUUCGAUGACGAAGAAGACGCCAAGGCACUAAAAGAAGCAUUCAAAGGUUUUGGUACCGAUGAGGAUGCAGUUAUUGAAAUUAUUACCAGGAGAACCAAUGAACAAAGACGACAAAUUGCAACCAGGUUUAAGACCAUGUAUGGCAAGGACCUAAUAAAGGAACUGAAAAGCGAGCUCAGGGGGAACUUUGAAGACUUGAUAAUAGCCUUAAUGACUGAACCAAUCGAAUUCCAAGCUAAGCAGUUGCAUAAGGCCAUAAGUGGCCUGGGAACUGACGAGAGUACCAUUGUGGAGAUUUUAGCUGUGUACGACAACGAAGACGUGAUCAGAAUUGCCAACGCGUAUGAAGGGCUUUAUCAAACUUCUUUGGAAGCUGAUAUUAAAAGUGAUACAUCUGGUACUCUGAAGAGACUAUUAGUUUCACUAUCAACCGGCAACCGCGACGAAUCCAACGAGGUGAACCCAGAAGCCGCCUUCAAAGACGCCCAAGCGCUCCUCCAAGCGGGAGAACUCCUCUUCGCCGGUACCGACGAGUCGGUCUUCAACGCCGUCAUGUGCCAGAGGAACAGACCCCAACUGAGACUCGUCUUCGACGAGUACGAGAAGCUCGUGGGCCACACCGUAGAAACGGCCAUCGAAAACGAGUUUUCUGGCAACAUAAAGGACGCCCUACUGCAGCUGAUCCACUGCGUCAAAGACAGAAGCGACUACUUGGCCACCAGGUUGCACGACAGCAUGGCCGGCAUCGGCACCGACGACAGGACUCUGGUAAGGCUAGUUGUGGCGAGGUCCGAGAUCGACUUGGAGGAGAUUAAGGAGGUCUACGAGGCCAAGUAUGGAAAGAGCCUUGCCGAAAGGAUUGCGGAUGAUACCUCAGGAGACUACAAAAAAGCUUUGCUUGCGGUAGUUGGUUAACCCGAAAUAAAUCAAAAUUUAGCCAAGACUUGAAAAUUUUAAAUCUCAUUGUUCGAUUUUAUCAUUAGUUUAGUCGCCGAAAAAAAUGUCGCCUUGAUAUUAUUUUUUUAUAUUCUU